Aspergillus mulundensis is the source of this 1800-nucleotide messenger RNA. RefSeq lists its product as uncharacterized. The coding region runs from base 1 to 1800 and encodes 599 amino acids. The transcript has a single exon. NCBI's taxonomy places the organism in Eukaryota, Fungi, Ascomycota, Eurotiomycetes, Eurotiales, Aspergillaceae. The record is from RefSeq and is a predicted model, not a curated record.
AUGUCACCAAAGCCGAGGAAAGAGCCCCAAGAGCCGUCAGGUCAACUUGUGUUCGUGGGAGGCCCGACGCUGCCAGAGUCCGGUGAAUUGCGGUCCAUAGCGAUACGCCGUGCCCUCGAGGAAAGACGCACAGAGAGGCGGCAACACGCGGAGGACCGGCUAGAUUUGAUGCUGAAGUCCAAGCAAUUAGGGCAAGAGGAUCAAGCUGGAACGGCCGGGGACAGAUGUUCUUGCUUAUGCUCGUCCCCGGUGGAGCAGGGCGCUCGGACGUCGUGGCUAGACUCAGAGCCAGCAACCCUAAGACGUCGUAUGAUCAUGCCGAAGGAUUGGACUGCGGAUUGCUGUCCAACCUGCGGGGGAAGGGCUAGGCCUGUGGCUGGUUCUAGAGCACCCAGCCCACAGUCACCGUGGGCAGGGCGCUCCAACCCGCUGCUGCCUGUAAAUGCAUUGGUGGACAGGCUCAAGGUCCACGAACUGCUCGAUUUCGCGGCCACGACGAUAUGGCCGCACUUCCGGGGCCUGGACCACCCGGCUAACUGUUACCAGGGGUGGGUCUUUCCGAUGGAGAAUCAGCUGCAGCUAUACGCCAUCCUCUGGGGAGCUUCAUAUCACCGGGAUAUCCUGCGCAUCACGCACGGUGCAGCUAGUGGAGAAUCCAGGGAGCAGCUGGAGCUCAAGGCACUAACCCUGCAGUCCCUGAAGCGCGAGAUUGCGAAUGUGGAUAGGCUUAAGUCUCCAGAUGGGCUGGUGAUGUGCAUCCUAUGGCUGGCAGCAAACGACAAGCACAAGAAGAUCACCCGCGAUCUGAAUCCUUUCUCGCCUCCGUUCAAGAACCUGCAGGCUCUAGACUUCUGCGGCGCCCAGGAAUACCACCCGCUGCAUUGGAACAUGGUGCACAAUAUCCUCCGCCGCUUUGGCGGGAUCGAGAGCAUCAAGACCUAUGCACUCGCCUGGCUGGUCAGCCUCGCAUCGCUUAUCGUCGCGGUCCAGUCUCUAUCCAAACCAGUCUACCCAGUCAUGGGUGCGCACGGUCAACGACUGGAUCUGGAUCUGCAGCCACCGAGCCUGCUAUUCCAGCCACAUGGCUAUCACGAAGGCCCUGAUCCUGCGGGCUCCGGAUUCCACGAGCUCUUCUAUCUAUGGCCGCCGAUCAAACACGACCUCAUCGACGUAUUCAUCGAAUUAGGGCAAUACGCCGCGGUCCUACAGCACUUGCAUGGCAAUCCAUGCAGUCCCGCGAUCCUGGACUUACUAGGCGACAGCCGCAAUCUCAUCCACCACCGCCUCCUCUCCCUCCCUGACGAGCAUGACCCCGUUGACAUGAUCCUAGAACACGACCAGACCCCGAGAACGGAGGCUAACUGCAGGUGGAAGCUCUCCCUCGACAUCUACCAUGCCGCUCGUCUCUCUGCGAUCCUCUACGCGGUGCACGUCACAUUCCCCCUCCCAUACUCCAAAGCGCCCCGAGAUAUCCUGCUCUAUUGUCUUCGCCCCCGUCUCCACAACCUGCACACGCAGAAUCUCACGUCGCCGCUCCUCAUCUGGUGCUUGGCUGUAGUGCUGACCUGCUCGAUGGUGGACGAAUUCGAGGGCUCUGCCCCUGCGUCUCCUGAGUCCGAUGCUGACUCUGUUGCUGACGGACCCGGGAUGGUAACAUACAUGGCUUGUCUAUGCCGAGACCUUGGGGUGAAUGAUCGCCAGGGACUCGAAGAGCUCGUGAGAACUUUUGUAUGGGCUGAUGCGGCCGCGACGGAAGAGUGCUGGGCCCGGACGUGGAGCAUGAUUCGGGCUCUGUUAUGA